GGAGUUUAGGACCCAGGGGCAGCCCGGGGCGGCCCUCUGGGCAGCGGAGAUCCUCCCCCAACCUUCCCCGCCCGCCGAGCGGCUCAGAUGUCCGAGUAGCGGCGGCUCUGGCGUUCCGCAUCCUCUGUCUGCGGCGGCGGGGGCUGGCGGCCCCGGCCCCUGCCCGGCCCCCUCCCCCAACCCCAUGCCUCAGCUCUAACCCCGCCGCCCUCCCCCGCGGGGGGCAUUUCCCCGUGUCCCCUGCCCGCCCCGUCCAAGUCAGGCGCCAUGAACGACCAGUACCACCGGGCGGCUCGGGACGGCUACCUGGAACUCCUCAAGGAGGCCACCCGGAAGGAGCUGAACGCCCCCGACGAGGAUGGCAUGACCCCCACCCUCUGGGCUGCUUAUCACGGCAACCUGGAGUCACUGCGCCUCAUCGUGAGUCGAGGGGGUGACCCGGACAAGUGUGACAUCUGGGGCAACACGCCCCUGCACCUGGCAGCUUCCAAUGGCCACCUGCACUGCCUCUCCUUCCUGGUGUCCUUCGGGGCCAACAUCUGGUGCCUGGACAACGACUACCACACGCCGCUGGACAUGGCCGCCAUGAAGGGCCACAUGGAGUGCGUGCGCUACCUGGACUCCAUCGCGGCCAAGCAGAGCAGCCUCAACCCCAAGCUGGUGGGCAAGCUGAAGGACAAGGCCUUCCGCGAGGCGGAGCGGCGCAUCCGCGAGUGCGCCAAGAUGCAGCGCAAACACCACGAGCGCAUGGAACGGCGCUACCGGCGCGAGCUGGCCGAGCGCUCGGACACGCUCAGCUUCUCCAGCCUCACGUCCAGCACCCUGAGCCAGCGGCUGCAGCAUCUGGCGCUCGGCAGCCACCUGCCCUACUCGCAGGCCACGCUGCACGGCACCGCCAAGGCCAAGACCAAGAUCCAGAAGAAGCUGGAGCGGCGCAAGCAGGGAGGCGAAGGCACCUUCAAGAUCUCCGAGGACGGCCGCAAGAGCGUGCGCUCGCUCUCGGGCCUGCAGCUGGGCAGCGACGUGAUGUUUGUGCGCCAGGGCACCUACGCCAACCCCAAGGAGUGGGGCCGCGCCCCGCUCCGGGACAUGUUCCUCUCCGACGAGGACAGCGUCUCCCGUGCCACACUGGCGGCCGAGCCUGCGCGCUCGGAGGUCAGCACCGACUCAGGCCACGACUCCCUGUUUACCCGCCCGGGCCUGGGCACCAUGGUGUUCCGCAGGAACUACCUGAGCAGCGGGCUGCACGGCCUGGGCCGCGAGGACGCGGCGCUGGACGGCGCGGGCACGCCGCGGGGUCGGCUUCAGAGCUCCCCCAGCCUCGACGACGACAGCCUGGGCAGUGCCAACAGCCUGCAGGACCGCAGCUGCGGGGAGGAGCUGCCCUGGGACGAGCUGGACCUGGGCCUGGAUGAGGACCUGGAGCCCGAGACGAGCCCGCUGGAGACGUUCCUGGCCUCCCUGCAGAUGGAGGCCUUCACCCCCAUCCUGCGGCAGGAGAAGAUCGACCUCGAGGCGCUCGUGCUGUGCUCGGACCUCGACCUCCGCAGCAUCAGCGUCCCCCUGGGACCCCGCAAGAAGAUCAUGGGGGCCGUGCGGAGGCGGAGGCAGGCGCUGGAGCGCCCGCCGGCCCUGGAGGACACAGAGUUGUGAGUGCCCAGAGCCUCGGCGGGGAUGGCAAGAUAGGGCUUGUAAGGCCCUGGGGUGGGCGUGGAUCUGUCUGCCUUUUCGGGUGGGGCAUAAUAAC
This is a messenger RNA of Kogia breviceps (pygmy sperm whale), 1747 nucleotides long. It is a transcript of the gene USH1G, whose product is annotated as USH1 protein network component sans. Lineage: Eukaryota; Metazoa; Chordata; Mammalia; Artiodactyla; Physeteridae. The record is from RefSeq and is a predicted model, not a curated record. Gene Ontology annotation, biological process: equilibrioception; sensory perception of sound; sensory perception of light stimulus. Gene Ontology annotation, molecular function: protein binding.